Messenger RNA from Solanum pennellii, 1967 nucleotides. RefSeq lists its product as uncharacterized. The coding region runs from base 241 to 1767 and encodes 508 amino acids. NCBI's taxonomy places the organism in Eukaryota, Viridiplantae, Streptophyta, Magnoliopsida, Solanales, Solanaceae. The transcript is spliced from 10 exons. The record is from RefSeq and is a predicted model, not a curated record.
CCCAGCCCAAAAAUAGGGCGGUGCACGAUCUUCGUUUCCGCUAAACAUAACCGUCAACCCCCUCGUUUUCUUCGUAUAAUCUCUAUACGACAACGUUUCAAAGAAUUUCGGCCGUUUUUCUCUUCAAUGGAGUGUUUGUUAACUUUGGUAUUGCUUUGCAAUUAAAAUCGUAAAAUUGCCAAAGCUCAUUUCAAUCUCUUCUGCUGAUUGAGUUAGUUUCUGAAGCCGUGAGUUUAUAAUAUGGAGGGGAGUAACAAUACAACCCAGGAGUCGAGGGAGCCCUUUGUGGCAAAUGACAGUUCCUUACAAAACAAUAGGGUUAUCCCUCAGCUACUUACCUCUGUGCCGGCUCUCAAUGAUGCUGCUUCCUAUCUUUCUGAGACGACAUCUUUAUUUACUCGCUGUUUCAUGGAUUUUUCUGCAGAACCUGCCUCCAGAGGCUUAGGAGGCCAGGAGAUGGUUACAUUUGGUUCUGCCGAAAGUCGAGGAUCUCCUCCCUUAAAUACUGCUUCGUCAAGUGGAAGUGAUUUAGCUGUUGGUAAAACAUCUCAAUCAUCUCUUGCUGCUCCACUUCUCCAUGAAGGAUUAAGCAGGACCUUAUCUAUAAAAUCAUCCCAAAGUGGUAAUGCAGCCAAAAACUCGGAGGACCUAUCUGAGGGUUCCAGUGCACAGGUUUUAUUAAGGAAUACCAGUCCAAAUGGCAUUUCCAUUUUCCAAGGUCUUAUAGAGAGGGUGAGAAGGACAGUUCGUGGGUCAGCGGAUGAUAUUGGAUGGCUACAACGUGCUUCACAUAUGCCUCCGGUUGAUGAUCAAACUGAUAGAUUUGUGGAAAUCAUUGAUGAUAUUAGGCAUGGACUACAUGGAUUACCAAAUUCAAUGGUUUACUUGUUAGUUCCAGGUCUCUUCAGCAAUCAUGGACCGCUUUACUUUGUCAAUACAAAAACAAGCUUUUCAAAAAUGGGGCUCACUUGUCAUAUAGCCAAAAUUCAUAGUGAGGCCUGUGUGGAGAAGAAUGCGAGAGAAAUUAGAGAUUACAUUGAAGAAAUUUAUUGGGGUUCCAGGAAACGUGUCUUGCUUCUUGGACACAGUAAAGGGGGAGUAGAUGCAGCAGCUGCUCUGUCCAUGUAUUGGACUGAUCUGAAAGAUAAGGUUGGAGGGCUGGUUUUAGCACAGAGUCCAUAUGGUGGAAGUCCAAUUGCUUCAGACAUUUUACGAGAAGGACAGCUUGGUGAUUAUGUAAACAUUCGCAAGCUUAUGGAGACCCUCAUCUGUAAAGUAAUCAAGGGGGACUUGCUAGCUUUGGAAGAUUUGACUUAUGAGAGGAGGAAGGAGUUCUUGAGCAAAUACCAUUUGCCAAAGGAGCUUCCUGUUAUUUCCUUCCGAACAGAAGCCAGCAUUUCUCCAGCAGUUUUAGCCACAUUAUCUCGUGUGGCACAUGCAGAACUGCCCACAUUUUCUGCUGCCCAACCUGCAACUACAUUCCCAGUGGUGAUGCCUCUCGGUGCUGUGAUGGCUGCAUGUGCCCAGCUUCUUCAGAUCAGGUAUGGUGAGAAGAGUGAUGGGCUUGUUACUUGUUGUGAUGCAGAAGUCCCUGGCUCCGUGGUGGUUAGGCCAAAACGGAAACUGGAUCAUGCUUGGAUGGUAUAUUCUGAAUUAAAUGAUAACCCGACAGAGGCUGAUGCAUCUCAAGUUUGUGAAGCUCUUCUAACAUUACUAGUAGAGGUAGGACAGAGGAGAAGACAUGAACUAUCAAGCAAAGAUGAAUGAAGCGUAUACAAACAUCCUCCGUACAGAUUUGCUUCAUCUCUGAGUUCUCUUGUUUAUUUCUUAGCUUGUCCAUUUGUUCUUAGAAGUUGUAAAUUCACUAAGGUUUGUGGUUUAAUGGUAGUUAUAUUUCGACAUCAGAGAUUUUAAGUUUGAAUCUUACAAAUGAAAAUUUGCUAAUAGAAAGUGCUUUCUCUUUAAUA